AACCAUAAGUAGUAGGGUUAACAACGAGCUGGAUGGUUUAAUAAUUUGUCAUCAAGAUCUACGGAACCUGCUGUGACCCAGUUAUUUAAUGUUCUGAAUCUGAGGAACCCGCCGCCAUUGAACAUAUCACCGCAGGGCCUGAAGGUCACGUGGCGUUGUGUUGACAGUGAGACGGGGAGGAAAGAUGGCGGCGCGGUGGAGCAGCGAGACUGUGGUGGUGGAGUUUCGGGACGCUCAGGCCACAGCCAUGUCCGUGGACUGCCUGGGCUCCCACGCCGUGCUGUCAGGCCGGCACUCCCUCUACCUGGUGAACCUGGACGCUCCGACCGAGCCGUCCCGUAAGAUGGGCCGCCACAGUAAGUGGGACGUGGGGACGGUCCAGUGGAACCCGCAUCGGUCCCAGGCUCAUGUCUUUGCUGCCUCGAGCAACCAGCGAGUGGACCUGUACUCCUGGAGGGACGGUUGUGGAGAGACUCACACAUCCCUGCAGGGACACACCCGGGUCAUCAGCGACCUGGACUGGUCCUGGUUCGACUCAGAGCUGCUGGUGUCCAGCUCAGUGGACACCUACAUCUACAUCUGGGACACCAGGGACACUCGGAAACCCACGGUGGCGCUGUCUGCUGUCGCUGGAGCUGCUCAGGUGAAGUGGAACCGGAAGAACCCACACCUGCUGGCGUCCAGUCAUGACGGAGACGUCCGCAUCUGGGACAAGAGGAAACCCAACACGGCGGUGGAGUACCUGGCUGCUCACCUGUCCAAGAUCCACGGCCUGGACUGGCACAGAGACAACGAGUUCGUCUUCGCCACAUCCAGCCAGGACAACUCCGUCAGGUUCUGGGACUACCGGCAGCCCAGGAAGUACCUGAGCGUCCUGUCCUGCCAGGUGCCAGUGUGGAAGGCCCGCUACACGCCGUUCUCCAGUGGUCUCGUCACCGUCAUGGUCCCUCAGCUGCGGCGGGAGAACAGUCUCCUGCUGUGGAGCGUUCUGGACCUCAACAGUCCCGUCCACGCCUUCGUUGGACACGAUGACGUCGUCCUGGAGUUCCAGUGGCGUCCCCAGAAGGAAGGGUCCAGGGACUUCCAGCUGGUGACCUUCCGGGACCAGACGCUGCGGAUCUGGAGGGUGGAGCUUCAACUGCAGAAGCUGUGCGUCGGCGACCUGGUGGACGAGCUGAUGGAGGACGUGUCCAUUGCCGUGGAAACGGAGAGGUCCCUGGGCGCCCAGCAGGCGGAUGUCCCGCCGGGUCAGGCGGCGAGCCGUUCGGACCCGGCCGUCGGUUCUGGUCUGGCCCAGACUCUGCAGCAGGAGUUCUCCCUGGUCAACCUGCAGAUCCGGAACGUCAACGUAGAGAUGGACGCCCGGAACCGGAGCUGCGUGGUGUCGGCCCACUUUGGCGGUCAGCGGGUCCACCUGGUGGUCAACUUUCCGGUCCAGUACCCCAACAACGCCGCGCCCUCCUUCCAAUUCGUCGCCCCGACCACCAUCCCCCCCGCCAUGAAGACCAAGAUCCAGAAGGUCCUGAUGGACACGUCUCUGCAGAAGGUGAAGCGGAACCAGAACUGCCUGGAGCCGUGCGUCCGGCAGCUCGUCUCCUGCCUGGAGUCAGACAUGACACAAGAGGACGGUCCAGCGUCCGGCCCGUUUAUCCUGUCCAAUCCCGUGGCUCCGUCCCUGCAGGCGUUUCCUCGGGUCACCAACACCUACGGCUCCUACCAGGACGCCAAUAUCCCGUUCCCCCGGACCUCUGGAGCCCGGUUCUGCGGUACCGGCUGCCUGGUCUACUUCACCCGACCGAUCACCAUGCACCGCUCGGCCCCGCCCACAGAACCCACGCCCAGGUCCCUGUCGGCGCUGUCCGCCUACCACAGCGGCGUUCUGACCCCGAUGAAGAUGCGCUCCGAGUCCCAGAACACGCUGCGACUCUACAGCGGCAGCCCGACCCGGUCCGACAAGGACACCGUCUCCAUCUCCUCCUUCUACUACAAGGAGCGGAAGCUUCCCAUGUCCGCCUCCCGCCGCUGGUCUGUCCAAACCCUCCAUGAUUGGCCGAAAUCGCGGCGCUUCAAGACGAAGCGGGAAGGAGCGGAGUACAGCAGCCGGCCCACCAAGCUGGCCGGGAAGGUCAUCAUCCAGGAGAUCUCCUGCCUGCUGCCUGUGCACAAGGCUCUGGGAGAGAGCUACAUUCUGAACAUGAACGACAUUCAGGAAACCUGUCAGAAGAACGCAGCAGCAGCACUUGCAGUGGGACGCAGAGACCUGGCCAAGGUUUGGGCUCUGGCGUCCGCCGCCACCAGUCAGGACCUGAGUCCUGAUUCUGACCCGGACACAGAGACGCCCUGGGCCAGACACCCGUUUGGGCGCCACCUGCUGGAGACGCUUUUGGAUCACUACAGUCAGAUGAGCGACGUCCAGACUCUGGCCAUGCUCUGCAGCGUGUUCAGGGCUCAGGCUCCGCCCCCUGACUGCUACUCUCUGUACGGCCCCGGCUCCCGCCUCCACUCCCGAUAUCCCAGCUACACCUCCAGCUCCGUGACAUCCGGCUCCUGUUCCAGCACCUCCGACUCCAUCACAGCCACCUGGACCACAGGUGAACCCGAGCAUCCCGCCCCCUGGGGGGAGUCUUCUCCUGAUGACUAUCGCUAUGGCAGCCAGAGCUACACAGACCCUCGGGAGCGAGAGCGGGAGCUGCACGACAUGAACAAGAGGCUGCUGGACCCGGCCAACACGCUGCAGUUCGACGACUUCAAGAAGAGCUACGGUGAAAUCCUGUACCGCUGGGGUCUGGGCGACAAGCGGGCCGACGUCCUCAAGUUCACGGCCGGCCCGCCAGAACCUCACAAAGGCAUCGAGUUCGGGCUGUACUGCUGCCACUGCCGCAGCCAGGCGCGCGGGACGCAGUGCGCCGUGUGCAAGCGGCUGACCUUCCAGUGCGCCGUGUGCCACGUCGCCGUGCGCGGCUCCUCCAACUUCUGCCUGAGCUGCGGCCACGGCGGCCAUACCGGACACAUGAUGGACUGGUUCCGGCGCCAGGACGAGUGUCCGGCCGGCUGCGGCUGCCGCUGCCUGCUGCAGAGCACCUUCUGAUGCCGCCGCCUGCUCAAUAAAACCCACAAAUAUCUCA
This is a messenger RNA of Poeciliopsis prolifica (blackstripe livebearer), 3125 nucleotides long. Its product is annotated as GATOR complex protein WDR59-like. Gene Ontology annotation, molecular function: protein binding. Lineage: Eukaryota; Metazoa; Chordata; Actinopteri; Cyprinodontiformes; Poeciliidae. The record is from RefSeq and is a predicted model, not a curated record.